GUUCGCACUCUCUCAAUGCUGACUCUCACUCGCUCUCAUAUCUCUCUCCCGUGCACACUUUAAAACACUUGCAGACGGACACGCAGACAUAAAGACACACACACACAUUCACAGCUCAGCUGAGGGCAAGGGGAGAGCAGUCAAUAUUUGACCGGACUGGACUGUAAGGGCAGGGAGACAUAAAUACAGAAAAAAAAGAGAGACAGAGCAACUUGGAGGAGCGUUUUCUUCCCUCUUGAGAAAUCCUUGAGCACUUGGAACUUGGACUUGAGGAAGAAGCCUUCAUUUCUCAACACAGGUGGAUUCUAACUUUUCAGAAAUCAGCGGAGCAAGGAAAGAAGGGAGGAUUAAGUGGUUUCCUUAUUCAAUUGUUGGACUUUUGGACCCGGGAUUGGGCAAGAGCGCGGCAAGAGGAGGGAGAUGGGGAGAUGGACGUUACAUCUCUCAGUGGGACUCGGGCUUCUGGCCGUCCUGCUGACCAGCUAUUGUGUUGAUGGGAACUACUGCCUGGCAGCCAAGGACAGCACCUGCUCAGCGUGCAUCCAGUCGGGGAAAGACUGUGCCUACUGCCCCGAUGAGACCUUUGAUGGCCCCCGCUGUGACCUGAUUCAGAAUAUAAAGGCCCAUGGCUGCAGCGCUGGUGCAAUCAUUACAGCUUCAAGCAGCAUGCGAAUAGAACAGGAAGAGAAGAUCAACGUGAAGCUCCAGCAGGCUCAGGUCUCCCCCCAGCUCAUGAGCAUGUCCUUCCUGCCGGGACAGGAGAGGACGGUGGACAUGGAGGUGUUUGCUCCGACCAAGGGCCCGCUCGAUCUCUACAUUCUCAUGGACUUCUCCAACUCCAUGGCCGACGAUUUGGACAACCUCAAGAGCAUGGGCAAGGAUCUGGCUUUGUUGGUGGAGAAGCUUUCCAAUGACCCCACCAUCGGCUUCGGAAAGUUUGUGGACAAAGUCGUGGAGCCCCAGACCGACAUGAGACCUGUCAAACUUCAGCAGCCGUGGCCCAACAGCGACCCUCCCUUCUCCUUCAAAAAUGUCAUCAAGCUGACCAGCGAUUUGGAUUUCUUCACCAGCGAGCUUCAGAAUGAAAGAAUAUCUGGCAACCUGGACGCCCCUGAAGGGGGGUUUGAUGCCAUACUGCAGGCUGCAGUCUGUGGGGAUAAGAUCGGCUGGCGCGCCCACAGCACCCAUCUCCUGGUUUUCUCCACUGAGUCGGCCUUCCACUAUGAGGGCGACGGCGCCAACGUGCUGGCGGGAAUCCUCCCACGCAACGACGAGGAGUGUCACCUGGACACAUCGGGAAAAUACACAGAGGACACCAAGCAGGAUUACCCCUCGGUGCCCACGCUGGUCCGACUGCUGGGCAAACACAACAUCAUCCCCAUCUUCGCCAUCACCAACCACUCCUACACAUAUUAUGAGAAACUCAGUCAGUAUUUCCCCAUCGCCGAGGUGGGUCUGCUGCAAGAAGACUCAUCCAACAUCCUGAGUAUCAUGGAGAAGGCCUUUGAGAGUAUCCGUUCCAAGAUGAGCAUCCGUGCAGAGGACAGGCCCAAGGCGCUCACAGCUCAGUUCUUGUCCAGCAGUGGAGACGUUGCUCAGUUCGGAGACUUUCACGUCAGGCCUGGAGAAAUAGGCAAGUUUAAGGUGCGGCUGAAGGCCGAGCGGCAGAUCGAGGAGCAGCACGUUUGUCAGAUGGAUGAGGAAGACAAAAAGGGGACAAUUAGAGUGAAACCUACGACCUUCAGCACGGCCCUAAACAUUAAGGCUGAGGUUCUGUGCCCAGUCUGCGACUGUGAGCAGAACCCCUCUCUUAAAGCAACCAGAUGCAACGGCAACGGAGAUCUGGUCUGUGGGAAGUGUCGGUGCUACGAAGGCUGGAUGAGUGCGUUCUGCAACUGCUCGGCUAGCGCGUCGUCACGAGACUCGGCCAUGUGUCUGGGACCGGGCAUGAAGGAGCCGUGCUCGGGCCGUGGAGACUGCCAGUGUGGGACCUGCGUGUGCUACGACCCCGAGCAAUACGAAGGACCCUACUGCCAGUAUGACAAGACCCAGUGCCAGAGAUCUGGAGGCUUUCUCUGCAACGCCCGUGGCUCAUGUGUAAUGGGUGCGUGUGCUUGUUCCAUGGGAUGGGGAGGUCCCGCGUGUGAGUGUCCCAAGAGCAACCAGACCUGUCUGGACACCAAGGGGGGUAUCUGCAAUGGGCGAGGUCAGUGUGUGUGUGGCCGCUGUGAAUGUCUGGAUGCCGGUGUGCCGCUCACUAGGACCUGUGAAGCCAAUUUCCAGGCCCAGUUAGGCAUGUGUGAGGCCAAGAGGAGCUGUGUCCAGUGUCAGGCCUGGAAAACCGGAGAGAGGAAGGACAAAGAGAAAUGUGAUGAGUGCACGUUCAAAGUCGUCAUGGUGGAUGAGCUCAAAGAAUCGGACAAGGUGAUUGACUCGUGCAGUUUCCGCGAUGAGGACGACGACUGCACGUACUACUACACCGUCGACUACCCUGAAGACCCCAAUGUUAAAGAACUGGAGGUUCAGGUUCUCAAGAAGAAAGAAUGUCCUCCCGGUGGCUUCCUGUGGCUGAUCCCUCUCAUUAUGUUCCUCAUGUUACUGCUGGGCCUCCUGCUGCUCUGCUGCUGGAAAUACUGUGCCUGCUGCAAGGCCUGUCUUGCCCUGCUGCCUUGCUGUGGGAAAGGUCGCAUGGUUGGCUUCAAAGAAGACGAGUACCUACUCCGGCAGUCUCUGCUCACCUCAGACCAUCUGGACACACCCAUGGUGAGGACGGGCCCACCCAAAGGCACUGAUGUGGUUCGCUGGAAGGUCACCGACAAUGUCCACCGAGGACCAAAUCACCCCCAGGCUCAGAUUCAGCCCAACCCGAAAGAGACCAUCCAGUUCCCCAUCUCGCUCCGUCUCAACAGGCUGUUCACAGAACACCUGUCCCGCCCUGAAGCCAGAGACACCGAACUACUGCGCAAGGAUGUGGCCGAUAAUCUCAACGAGGUGUACAAGCAGAUUCCCGGGGCUCAGAAAGUUCAGAAGACUUCAUUCAGAACACAAAGAAAUGCCGGGAAAAGGCAGGACCAUACCAUCGUGGACACUGUCCUGUCUGCUCCUCGCUCCAGCUUCCCUGAUAUUGUCAAAGUGACAGAGAAAAACGUCCAGUCCGGCAGUUUCAGUGACCUCAAAGUGGUGCCUGGCUACUACACCGUAGCCACAGACAGAGAGGCUGCUGGGGCAGUGGAGUUCCAGGAGGGCGUGGAGUCAGUGGAUGUCCAUGUCCCACUCUUUGUCAAGGAUGAAGACGAUGACAAGAAGCAACUACAAGUGGAGGCCAUAGACGUACCACUGGGCAUCGCUGAUAUUGGAAAACGCUUUGUCAACAUCACCAUCAUCAAAGAGCAUGCCACGAGUGUGUUCUCAUUCCUCCAGCCGGCCUACACCUACAGCAGGCAGGACGGAGUGGCCAACAUCCCCAUCAGCAGAGAGAUCAUUGAGGAUGGACGCACACAAGUCACCUAUCGCACACGGGACCUCACGGCCAAGGACAAGAAGGAUUAUGUGACUGUGGAAGGAGACCUGACGUAUGGUCCCGGUGAGACGCAGAAGACAGUACCUGUUCGUUUGCUGGAGCUGGGGGAGAAAGAUGGCCUCCUGGAGGGCAAACAGGUCAAGCAGUUUGUCAUGGAUCUCAGCAACCCGCGGCAGGGUGCCAAACUGGGUCGCUACCCCAGAACUACAGUCACCAUCGCAGACCAAGCAGAACCCAGUGUCAUGAUGUUCAAGAAGGGCACACAGAACUUCACCACAUCCGACCCAACCUACACUAUCCCUGUGGUCCGCACUCGCAACCAGGAUGGCCCUGUCACUGUGAAGUGGCGCACCAAAAAGGCCCAGCGCUUCGACCUCUCUGGUCCUCUCAAGUUUGGUCCUGGAGAGUCGGAGAAGAAUAUAGUGAUCGACCCGCGGGCCCACCCAGGCCCCAUCCAGCCAGAGACCUUCCAGCUGGAACUUUUUGACCCAAGUACCAGUGCUAUUGUUGGAGAGAGGAAAACCACCCUGGUCAAUGUCACUGAUGGAGUUCCCAAGUCUCCAGAGAUGGUCCAGAUGGAAAAAAUGGGUAUGGGCUUUGUCAACCAGGUAUGCACAUCUCCUGGGGGUCAUCUCUUCUCUCCAACUAACGCCAAAGCCACUGCCAUCGGUCCUAAGAACAUUCGCCUCAACUGGGACCCACCAUCUGGAAAUCCCCUUGGGUACAAGGUGAAGUACUGGAUCUAUGGCGACCCAGAGAAAGAUGCCAAGGUCUUAGACGUGAAGACCCCUCAAGCUGAGCUCACCAACCUGUAUCCCUAUUGUGACUAUGAGAUGCGAGUGUGUGCCUACAACAACAUUGGAGAUGGCUACGACACCGACAUCAUCCCCUGUCAAACGCUGGAGGAUGUACCUGGGGAGCCUGGUCGACUGGCCUUCAAUGUCAUCAGUCCAACUGUCACUCAGCUCAGUUGGGCAGAGCCUGCAGAGACCAAUGGCAAAAUCACAGCUUACGAGGUCAUCUACACGCCCAUCGAUGAUGACAUGAAACCUGUGGGAGCAGCUAAGAAAGUGAAGAUUGACAACCCUAAGAAGCGCAUGCUGCUGAUCGAGAACCUCCAGAAUGCCCAGACCUACCAGUACAAGGUCCGGGCCAAGAACAGCGUGGGCUGGGGCCCCUUCAGAGAUGCCACCAUCAACCUGGCCUCACAGCCUGCCAGACCUCUGUCAAUUCCCAUUAUCCCAGACAUCCCUAUCGUGGAUGCAGAGGCAGGAGACGAGUAUGACAGUUUUCUGAUGUACAGCAGUGAAGUGCUGAAAUCUCCCGCAGGCUCCAAAACGCCCAGCGUCUCUGGUGAUGAUCACAUGAUGAAUGGAAAGUGGGACCAGAACUUCCUUUUCCCAGGUGGUUCAGCAUCACGCAACCUGUCAGCGUCGUCCUCUCCUAUGUCCACCCUGAGCUCAAACUAUAGAGGAGCAGGAGGCUCCAUGACCACCAUGGAGACAACCACCACCUAUAUGUCUGGACCAGGAAACUCACUCUCUCGAGGUGUCAUGAUGGAAGGAGGUGGAGUACACACAAAAGAAGUUAUCAUGAGGAAGCGCUCCGAGAACAGGGGCUAUACAGAUGAAAACAUCCGGGACUCUAUCGUCAUGGGGGACAUAUCAAGCAAUUUCCCAGAUCUAGGUGGGUUUGGCUACAGCGGAACUGAGAGCAACUCUCAGAGCCAGUUCAGCUACAGCCUGUCUCAGGGUAUGAGGGCCAGGACCCAGUCUUCUGACGUCAACGAUGCACUGCUAAACCUGGAUAGGGUGCUCCAGGAUACGAGGCUCACUCCAGGCAUCCCAGAUACUCCCACCAGGCUGGUGUUUUCUGCCCUGGGUCCCACUGCCCUCAAGGUCAGCUGGCAGGAGCCCCACUGUGAGGGGGACAUCCUGGGCUACUCUGUCCUCUACCAGCUGCUCAACGGAGGUGAGGUGAAGCGCAUCAACGUCACCAACCCAGCAGAGAACUCUGUGAUCGUCCAGGACCUGCUGCCCAAUCACUCCUACCUGUUCAAGGUGAAGGCCCAGAGCCAGGAGGGCUGGGGUCCAGAGAGAGAGGGAGUCAUCACCAUUGAGUCAGCUGUCGACCCCAAGAGCCCCCUCAGCCCCAUGCCAGGCUCUCCGUUCACCCUGAGCACCCCCAGUGCCCCAGGCCCCCUGGUCUUCACGGCGCUGAGCCCCGACGCCCUGCAGCUCAGCUGGGAGAAACCUCGCAAACCCAACGGAGACAUCCUGGGCUACGUGGUCACCUGUGAACAGCUGCAUGGUGGAGGAGACGUCCGUUCCUUCCAGGUGAACGGGGACAGUGCUGAGACCAGUCUGACGGUCCCAAACCUGACAGAGAACGUGCCCUACAAGUUCAAAGUUCAGGCCAGGACCACACAGGGCUUCGGCCCAGAGAGAGAGGGCAUCAUCACCAUUGAAUCUCAGGAUGGAGGUGCUUUGUCCCAGUACAACAGCCAAUCAGUGACAAGAAGAGAUGUUUUCCAGCUGCCAACAGAGGUUAGCACGCGGACCAACGUCUCCCACACCAUGUACAACGACCCCUUCUUCUCAGAUGGGAUGAUGAUGACCACACAGCACACCGAGACCGGCGGCAUGGUGACCCGCCAGGUCACCAAGGAAGUGGUUCAGAGGACCGUAACAGGAGGAGCCACCGUCACAAAGAAAAUCGAAAGGUUUUACGAAGCCUAAAGAUGGAACUGUUUCGAGGGUCUGGCGCGGCGAGGAAUCAUUUCCAUUUGAUUAAAAAAAAAGAGUUCGCUUCAGACUAUCCACUCAUGAAAUAUUUAUGUUUUCAUACGAAUCUGUGGGUGUGAGAUUCUGCAAUAAAAGAGAUUUCUGCGUCCUGCGUGAUGAAGAGGCGGAGAGAAGGCAGUAGUAGAGCUCGUCUUUUACGUUUGUUACAAAUUGCGGCCACUGUCCUGCUUCCUUGCACAGGGCUCGUUUCAGCAUUCAUUUUUCCCCACUCUGUGUUAAUGGCAUCUGUUGCUUCUAUACUAUACUUGAUAAUUUCCCAACAACACCGAAAUCAGCCAGUGUCAACUCCUGCCUCUCUUAGUUAGUAUCUGGUAAUAACACUGGGGCUUUAAAUCAGGCCAGUGCAGUAAUCUGUGGUUCAGUAAUCCAAAGUGACCUCGCCACGCCUCCUCCUGUAUAUAUGAGGUGUAUAGGGCAGAUGUAGCCUGCUGUGUGUUUUGACAUCCACCUUGUUCACUGUGUGGAUGAAGAGCAGGAGAUGAGGGAGGUUGAGUAAAAUAAAUGUGUCAAACUUUUUGGGGUGCGCCCCUUAGAGAGCUGGACCAGGCCUAUCUGCCUUGAUAGAUCAGCUUUGAAGAUUGGCUCCAGAUUGUUUGGGACACCCGGAGGACAGAAUCACAUUGUGUCUUUUUCGGUCACCAAAUCAAUGUCAUGACUCACCCAAGCGCCUUAAAGAUGGUUCGCGAUCAUGUUCAUCAUUUUUUUUUUUUUUUUUGUAAUUUUAUUCUUAAGCGAUCAAGAGUAUCUACGAGUGAUAUAUUUUAUUUUGGGGAUUUUUGUUCAUAGAUUUGUGUUGUAUUUAAGUGUGAUUAAAGUCUUCCCAAACUUUGACAGGUGUAUUUAAUACUUCUUAUCUAAGCAGACUGACAUGGAAUCUGAUGCCAAAUAUAUUUGCACAAACGUAAGUCUGUGCUUGUGUUACUCGUCUAUAUUACAUGCACAUUUCCUACUGAUAAUAAAAGCGGCA
Messenger RNA from Myripristis murdjan (pinecone soldierfish), 7291 nucleotides. It is a transcript of the gene itgb4, whose product is annotated as integrin, beta 4. Lineage: Eukaryota; Metazoa; Chordata; Actinopteri; Holocentriformes; Holocentridae. Gene Ontology annotation, cellular component: cell surface; focal adhesion; integrin complex. The coding region runs from base 421 to 6258 and encodes 1945 amino acids. The record is from RefSeq and is a predicted model, not a curated record. The transcript has 42 exons. Gene Ontology annotation, molecular function: integrin binding. Gene Ontology annotation, biological process: cell communication; cell-matrix adhesion; integrin-mediated signaling pathway.